CUGGAACAGGUUAAAACGAAAAAUUGUACAUAGAUUGUUUUUUAAGUUUUAAUUACAAAUGAGUAAGGGUCCAGGUUUAUACCAGGAUAUUGGCAAGAAGGCCAGAGAUCUUCUCUACGGAGAUUAUGCUCAUCAUCCAAGAACCCAUUUUGGUUACAAGGACAUCAGGUGGAAUUUUGAUCUCUCCUGUCAAACUCCAGAGAUUUUGCCAGGAGUCUCAACAUAUUUCAGAUUCUUAGUUCCUGAUUCUGGCAGAGUGGAACUGAGAUUCUUGCACGAGUAUUUCGGGAUCGCUGCAGGUGUUGGAGUAAAAUCAUAUGAAGAGGGAUCUUUCAAAGGAGAUGGAUAUUUCCCUGUUGUGAACUUGUCAGGUGUGGCAGGAAAUACUCUUUUCUCCCUUGGGACUGACAUUACCUUCAAUGUAGCACAAGGAUCAUUUGAUGAAUUCAGUGCUGGUAUGAGUUUCAACAGUCCCUUCAUUAUCUCUUCCGUGAACUUGGAUGACAAACUUGACGCUGUAAAAGCUUCCUGUUACUAUUCAUUCAAUCACCUCACCAGGACUGCCGUUGCAGCAGAGUUGAAGCAUAAUUUUUCGACAACUGGAAGAACCACAAUUACAUUUGGUGCACAACAUUCCAUGUUCCCAUCUACAUUGAUGAAGGCUCGAGUGAACACUGAUGCCAAACUCGGUGCACUCUUUAAGCUGGAAAUGUGGGAAAAACUCCUCAUAGCUUUCACUGGAGAGAUGGAUUUCAUGGCUUCAGAUUCGGACAAGAUCUCCAAACUUGGAGUUUCUAUGGCUUUCAAUCUCUAGAGCAAUUUCACCUGGAAAAAUAUAAUAAUACUGCCAUUUCAUAUUAUGGCAGCCUGGUUUUUUACUAUAUGGAUACACUCCAAGAUUUAUGUAUAGGUCCCUUUUCUUAUAUAAAUAGAGGGGAAAGUGAGUGGAAAAUGUAAACAGACAUACAGAAGACAAAUACGAAGGCAUCUGCCUCAGCUACUUUGAUGCAUAGUA
Ricinus communis (castor bean) is the source of this 1015-nucleotide messenger RNA. RefSeq names its product mitochondrial outer membrane protein porin of 36 kDa. Gene Ontology annotation, biological process: monoatomic anion transmembrane transport. Gene Ontology annotation, cellular component: mitochondrial outer membrane. Gene Ontology annotation, molecular function: voltage-gated monoatomic anion channel activity. Lineage: Eukaryota; Viridiplantae; Streptophyta; Magnoliopsida; Malpighiales; Euphorbiaceae. The transcript is spliced from 5 exons. The record is from RefSeq and is a predicted model, not a curated record. Bases 59 to 814 code for a protein of 251 amino acids.